Fraxinus pennsylvanica is the source of this 1245-nucleotide messenger RNA. The record is from the annotation of a GenBank genome assembly. NCBI's taxonomy places the organism in Eukaryota, Viridiplantae, Streptophyta, Magnoliopsida, Lamiales, Oleaceae.
AUGGCUGAGAUUUGUUAUGAAGUAGUAGGUGAGAGUAAAUCAUCAACUUCGUGUGAACCAAGCAGCCGAGCGGCGAGGCGGCGCAGGAUGGAGGUUAGGAAUGCUAAGAUUGUGCCUCAGGUCCCUCCAUCGAAGGCGGAGGAGGAUGGAGUUGAACGUCCUCGUUCUGUGGAGCUUUGUGGAGUAACAUUUUCCUGGGAUUGCAACAACGCAGUCGAAAACUGUCGACUGGUGAGUGAAGAGAAAGUGAUUUUGCAGCCAGAAAAUGGGAGAACAAAGGAGAAUCUUUUGACGCCGAUUUUGACUCCGUUAGCGGCGUCUUCUUCUGACGUGUGGCCCAAAUUUGGGGUGGCAUCUGUUUGCGGUCGGAGAAGAGAUAUGGAAGAUGCGGUAGCAAUUCAGCCUUCAUUUUACCCAAGUGAACAUGAAAAUCCUGCAGGUUUUCAUUACUUUGCUGUUUAUGACGGCCACGGAUGCUCUCACGUGGCGACGAAAUGUAGAGAGAGAUUGCAUGAACUAAUCAGGGAAGAGCUGUUGCUCGAAAUCAAGGCAGGCAGUACCCAGUGGAAGAAUGUAAUGGAGCGAAGCUUCAUUCGGAUGGACAAGGAAGUAAUUGCAUGGAAUGAAAACGUAGUUAACAUAAGCGCCAAUUGCCGGUGCGAACUUCAAACUCCGGAAUGCGACGCUGUUGGAUCAACCGCCAUCGUCGGAAUUCUCUCUCCAGACAAGAUCGUCAUUGCUAAUUGCGGCGAUUCGAGAGCUGUGCUUUGCCGCAAUGGCAAAGCCGUCCCUCUAUCUAACGAUCACAAACCUGACCGUCCAGAUGAACUCGAUCGGAUUCAAGCGGCUGGUGGCCGUAUAAUAUAUUGGGACGGGCCUCGUGUGCUUGGAGUUCUAGCCAUGUCAAGAGCCAUAGGUGAUAAUUAUCUGAAGCCAUACGUUAGUUGUGAGCCGGAGGUAACAAUUACAGAUCGGAGUGCAGACGACGACUGCUUGAUAUUGGCAAGCGAUGGGUUGUGGGACGUUGUGUCGAAUGAGACUGCAUGUGGGGUUGCACGGAUGUGCUUAAAAGGGAAGGCGGUAUCCACCAGUGAGCCGCCGAUGGAAAGUCAUGACGGUGGUGCUGGGGAGAAUUCCGACAAGGCUUGUACAGAUGCAUCGAUGCUCCUCACCAAACUGGCUUUGGCUAGGAGGAGUUCGGACAAUGUCAGUGUGGUUGUGAUUGAUCUUAGGAAACUCUCUUGA